UAGGCUCCCGUAUACUCAACCUUGAAUAGGCCCUCGAUUUGUAUCAAAAGAAGAUGAUUAUUCCUAUCUUAGCGACGCUGACUGUUAUAAUCGUAACUGCUAUUUUGCUGAAAGUCGUCUUUGCGAGACGAUUGAAAGGGCGCAGGAUCCUUCUCGUAGGCCUAAGCGAUGCAGGAAAGACUCUGAUGUUUAGCCAGCUUCAUUCAGGGAUGAAAAUCAUGACUCAAACGUCAAUGAAAGAAAACAAAGGUCUUAUGAGUAUAGAAGAUGGAAAAAUGUCGGAUUACUCUCAACUGGGCGCCCACCAACCCGGCAGUCCCAGAGAGAAACAAGCAGUGGUUGAGUUGGUGGAUGUUCCUGGCCAUGAACGAUUAAGAUCUCAAAUUCUAGAAAAGAACAAACAGGGAGUUCGUGGUAUCAUCGUCGUUGUUGACAGUGUCAACUUUCCUACUGAAUCACGCGAUGUAGCAGAGCUUGUGUAUGACAUGUUGGCAGACUCAACUUUUUGUUGUUACCGGGUGCCACUUGUGGUGGCUUGUAAUAAACAAGAUAUGGUAACAGCAAAGUCAGCUAAUGUGAUCGGGUCACAGCUAGAGAAAGAGAUUAAUGCAUUGAGGGUGACCCGAUCGGCUGCCCUAGAAGGUAUAGACAACACAAACGUUGGCUCAAAGAAUACAUUUAUUGGGAAGGAAGGAAAAGACUUUGAGUUUUCUCAAGUCAGCAACAGCGUCUCACUCAUCGAAUGUUCGUGCAAGCGAAACACAGGAGACGAAGCAGACCUUGAAGCAGUCAAAGACUGGAUCAAGGGAGUGUUUUAG
Messenger RNA from Corticium candelabrum, 818 nucleotides. Its product is annotated as signal recognition particle receptor subunit beta-like. The record is from RefSeq and is a predicted model, not a curated record. The transcript has 8 exons. Bases 54 to 818 code for a protein of 254 amino acids. Gene Ontology annotation, molecular function: GTP binding. Lineage: Eukaryota; Metazoa; Porifera; Homoscleromorpha; Homosclerophorida; Plakinidae. Gene Ontology annotation, biological process: vesicle-mediated transport; intracellular protein transport. Gene Ontology annotation, cellular component: Golgi apparatus; cytoplasm.